Molecule: messenger RNA, 789 nt
Organism: Neurospora hispaniola
Lineage: Eukaryota; Fungi; Ascomycota; Sordariomycetes; Sordariales; Sordariaceae
Product: 14-3-3 protein 7
Exons: 4
Coding region: 1-789 (262 amino acids)
Biological process (GO): signal transduction; intracellular protein localization
Cellular component (GO): cytoplasm
Source: RefSeq, a predicted model, not a curated record
AUGGGCCACGAGGAUGCUGUUUACCUUGCCAAGCUCGCCGAGCAGGCCGAGCGCUACGAGGAGAUGGUUGAGAACAUGAAGAUCGUCGCUUCCGAGGACCGUGAUCUCACCGUUGAGGAGCGCAACCUCCUUUCCGUCGCCUACAAGAACGUCAUCGGUGCCCGCCGUGCCUCGUGGAGAAUCGUCACCUCUAUCGAGCAGAAGGAGGAGUCCAAGGGCAACUCUACCCAGGUCAGCCUCAUCAAGGAGUACCGCCAGAAGAUUGAGAGCGAGCUUGCCAAGAUCUGCGAGGACAUCCUCUCCGUUCUUGACCAACACCUCAUUCCUUCCGCCACCACUGGCGAGUCCAAGGUCUUCUACCACAAGAUGAAGGGUGACUACCACCGUUACCUCGCCGAGUUCGCCGUUGGUGACAAGCGCAAGGACUCCGCCGACAAGUCGCUCGACGCCUACAAGAACGCUACCGACGUUGCCCAGACCGAGCUUCCUCCCACUCACCCCAUCCGCCUCGGCCUUGCCCUCAACUUCUCCGUCUUCUACUACGAGAUUCUCAACGCUCCUGACCAGGCUUGCCACCUCGCCAAGCAGGCCUUCGAUGACGCUAUUGCCGAGCUCGACACAUUGAGUGAGGAGAGCUACAAGGACUCCACCCUCAUCAUGCAGCUCCUCCGCGACAACCUUACUCUCUGGACCUCUUCCGAGGCCGAGGCGCCCGCCGCUCAGGGUGAGGCUGCCCCCGAAGAGCCCAAGGCUGACGCCCCUGCGGCGGAGGAGCCCAAGGCCGAGUAA